Molecule: messenger RNA, 2944 nt
Organism: Astrephomene gubernaculifera
Lineage: Eukaryota; Viridiplantae; Chlorophyta; Chlorophyceae; Chlamydomonadales; Astrephomenaceae
Source: the annotation of a GenBank genome assembly
CACAGAUGAGAACGGGACUUUCUAUAGCUAGACAAGGCUAAUAUUGAGCAUAGUGCAAAGGGUACAAACUUACAGGAUACAAGUCGUCAAAGGGAACACGUGUUCUUGACUUUAGCGCUUGCUGACUUCGCAAGCCACUCAAUUUCAGCUGCACAAAUAUAGGGGUAUCGCAGAACUUGGAUUGACAUUUUUCGCUAGUGAAGACAAACUUUCUCUAUGCCACCCUACUUUGCGUUCCUAUGUUAAAUCCCUUCAGCUCUUGUCUACUUAACAUAAUGACGCGAGUCAUAGUAGACUCUUGCUCUGCGAGCCUUCCAGCUGCCAAUUUCGCCUUGCAGCGAUGUCGGGCACGCGCACCGUCAUCAGUGGCUCGCUUGCGUACUCCAGCCGCUGGUUGGGGUAUGACGCUACGUCGCACUCUUGUAGCCCCGGCACAUAGCGCGUCAGAACCGGAGCACAGGCACCCACACCUCGAGUCGCGUUAUGCGGUUGAGCUUCCUCAUUACGAGCCCAGGGACAAUUCCGACAUUCCAGAAGUCUUCGGCAACGUUCACUCCACAGAAUCCUUUAGCGCUGUCGACGGGCCUGGCGUAAGGUUCCUCGUCUUCGUGCAGGGCUGCGCCAUGCGCUGCCUCUUCUGCUCCAAUCCCGACACCUGGAACCUCAAGGGCGGCACGCGCACCUCCUCCAAGGAACUCGCGCAGGAAAUACGCAGGGUCCGCAACUACCUGCGCCCCCGCGGCGGCAUCACCAUCUCGGGCGGCGAGGCGCUGCUGCAGCCGCACUUCGUGGCAACCAUGUUCCAGGAGACCCACGCGAUGGGUCUGAACACCUGUGUGGACACCACGGGCCAGGGCACCAAGCACGGCAACUGGGAUGUGGUGCUGCCGCACACGGACCUGGUGCUGUUCUGCAUCAAGCACAUGGACCCGCUCAAGUACGAGGCGCUCACAGGCAUGAAGCAGCGCGGCGCCCUCAAGUUCGCGGACGAGCUGGCGGCCCGCAAGAUCCCCUUCUACCUGCGCUACGUCUACAUCCCCGGCUACACGGAUGCGCCCAAGGACAUCGACAAACUCAUAGCCUGGGCCAAGAAGCAGCCCACAUUCCAGGGCAUUGAGCUGCUGCCGUACCACGUUUUGGGUCGCAACAAGUGGGAGGUGAUGCAGAUCCCCUACCCGCUAGACGGCGUGUCGACUCCCUCUCACGAGGCGGUGAGGAACGUCAUCAAGGCCUUCAAUGACGCGGACAUCAGUGUCAUUUGCGCCAAUUGAGAGGGGGGGAGGGGGCUACUGGCGGUUGGGCUGGGCUGGGCUGGGUAGCGUAAGAGGGUGAAGGGGGAAGCUGAGAGGGCGUAGGAGGAGGCUAAUGGGGGCAUUAAAUGCGCGGCCGGCCUGAAUUGGGGACAACAGAUGAAUCAAGCGUGAGCUAUACACGCUGUAGAUUGUUUUGCCAACGGUUGCAGAAUUGGAUUGUAUGAUUGCGAGAGGAGGGAGAUAGAGAGAGGCGUGAGAAAGGAGAAAGUUGUGAAGGUAGAAGACUUUCGCGAUACGUCUGGUUGACCCAAACGUGUGUGUCUCAAACGUGUUACCCCUACUCCGUACAUAUGUGUCGUACGCGAAUGUGUGUAUGUGUGUGUGUGUGCCCGUGUCUCUUCUCACUCUGUUUGUGUGCGCAUUCUGUGCUUUUGCAAACUGCUGGAGAAUGGCGCCCAGAUUGGCGCCGACUGUCAGAUUGGCGGUUUGUUGUUGCUGUUGGGAGCUGCACGGUGCCUCGCGUUUACACGUUGGGUGGGGCCCCUUGAACCACCUGUGGAACUUAGCUGCGAGAGUUCGCAGCUAGCUAGGGGGGUUCCUUUCCCUGUGGAACUGUGUGAAUGCCCCUUUUUCCUUGUCGGUGCGGUUGGAAGCCGGUUGUGCUUGGUUUUAGUAAAGCGCCGGUUGUCAUCAUCUUCCUCUCGUUGCCUUAAUGGACGGCUAAUGCAUGGAUGGCUUUAGGACUGCCACCGCCUUGGCGCCUUGGUCUCCUUCCUUUCAUGGCAGUAGCCGGAGGCAGCAGAGGGCCAGUCCUAACGUUCCUCUUGUUGGGGACGUGUGUUUAGAAAACUGGCCGCGAGUCGGGACGCGUGUGUGUGUGUUGCUCGCUCAUAGGGUACCUCGUAAUGGGCGGUAGAGAUUGAAGCUGCCCCGCCUUGGUUGCCCCUCGGAUGGACGGCCGCCUCGUGCCCUGGCCGGCUUGUUGUUGAGCUGGCGUGGGGGCCCUCGGCGGCCGUGUUGACACCCUGGAGCCUCGUUGCCAAUGCCUCGUUGAUGCCUCGUUUGGUAAGAAAGCCGGGAGAAGAUGGUGGGAGGAAACCCGGAAGGAGAAUUGAAGAUUGCAAGCGUCAUGGCCGUUGGCUAACUUGUUCUGACGCUAGGGUUAUUGCUCGGGCCUGACGGAUGGGUAAUUGCCGUUGUGAGACGCUGGCCUGGACGAAUGCCGUGACCUAUGGGUUUGUGAGCAUGAUUACUCUUGGGAUGCAACUUCAAGGAAAUGCAGGUGCUGGCUGCUCAGGAAGGGUUGUUGCCGGAAGGGUUGAAGUUGGGAAUUGAUGACAUGGGGUUUAGGAUCUUGUUGGGUCGCAUUGUUGGCUAGGUGAAGGGGCGGGCCGUGAAGGCUAGUGGCGUGGUGAUAGCAGGCUAGCUGGACGCGGUAGGCUGCAGAGCAAACAUGCACGGCAGGCAGCGUGUGUGUCUUCUGCAUGGCUUUAUGAGUCACGGUACAUCAAGGCCGCCUUCGCCAAUGCCGACCUUCUUCCAACCUGAACCAGGCGAUAUGCAAACGCCAGCAGGCCGGCGGAGCGGAAAGAGACGCUGAGACUGCGGCUGUCCCCGGCUUUGGAGGCGCCCCCCCUUGCACCAUGUUCCGACCUGUUGCACGUAUCUUGUAACAUACCCUCAAGCCCCUA